AUGUGGCCAGGCCCCCUCAGCCCGACCCGACAGGGGGCAGACUUCAACUCGUGGCUCCGGGUAUGCCCUGAAGAUACCCUCAUCGUCUACACUGACGGCUCGCAGAGCGAAGACGGCGCCUGCGGGUAUGGGUACUCAGUGUGGCUAGGCCCUAGCGAAGUGACCUACGGCAGCGGUCGGGUCCUACUCGCUGAGGUCUACGACGCAGAGGUGGAAGGCGCCCUCGAGGGCUUCGAGCGGCACUCACGUGGUCCCCAGGACCCCGGACCAGCAGUGCCGGAUAGCAGCCCAUCGAUCUCGUCGCAAGCGGCGGCGGAGAAGUUCGCUGAGGCCGCGGCUCGGCACGGAGACGUCAGGACGCGCUGGUGCCCCGGCCAUACGGGGAUCGCCGGCAACGAGCGGGCCGACCAGCUAGCAAAGGAGGGCUGCCGGGCCCUCGGCCCGGACAGGCCGCCGACGUACGCGAACAUCAAGAGACAGGCCAAGGCUGCGGCCAGGCGCGACUUCCAGGACUGGUGGUCCGCGGGGGCCCCGAGCAGCUACAAGAGCCUAGGGCUCAAGGCCUCGCUCGGGUGCCCCCCGGAGCUGCACACCAAACGACAGCACCUCCAUCACCUGCUCGCUGCGAGGAGCGGGCACGGGGACUUCGCCGACUACCACGAGAGGUUUAACCACGAAGAGGCCCGGAUCGCAUGCUCCUGCGGAAGGAGAAAAUCACCGACACACCCUUCUACUGCCGGAAGGUAG
Hirsutella rhossiliensis is the source of this 747-nucleotide messenger RNA. RefSeq names its product RNase H domain-containing protein. The record is from RefSeq and is a predicted model, not a curated record. The transcript is spliced from 3 exons. Gene Ontology annotation, biological process: DNA replication, removal of RNA primer. The coding region runs from base 1 to 747 and encodes 248 amino acids. Lineage: Eukaryota; Fungi; Ascomycota; Sordariomycetes; Hypocreales; Ophiocordycipitaceae. Gene Ontology annotation, molecular function: nucleic acid binding; RNA-DNA hybrid ribonuclease activity.